AUGACGGUCGCUUCGACAUCAGCAGAGCCAAAGUCGACAGCAUCAGGCAUUGUUGAGCGUGCCAACACGCAACAAAGAGUGAUUCCAGAAUCGAGAAGAGCCGACGGAUCAAUACGAAAGGAACGCAAAGUCAGACCAGGUUUUACACCAGCAGAAGAUGUAGCUCGAUACCGACCAGCACGCGCAAGAGAAGCAGAAGAAGCUCGCAAGAGAGGCAUCCCGGGUAGCUCAGCAGCUGUGGCAGCCACUUCGAGCUCUUCUACUACAUCCGAUCCGUCCCGCUCUCUCAAAUCCGGCAACAUUGGUGAUUGCGACACCCAUGGCACACCAUGGCGCUCCAGUACAGCCAGGGCAGCACCUCCUUCGGCCCAUUCCGUACCAACAAGUCGACCGCGUGGCAACUUUGCGCCUCUUGAACCUGCACCCGCGAGAAGGAUGACAAAUGAAGCACCAUCAAAGAACGACACAGCCGACGAACUGGAAGCGUUCCAUUCCGACACUCGAUCGUGGCGCAACUCUCGACUACGCAAACAAAACCCAUCUGAGGAAAAGAAAGACGAGACAGCUGCGGUACCAGAUGCCUGGGACCAAGAAGAGUCAGGCUCGGACAAAGAAACGGAGAGAGAGCAGAGUUCAAAGCGCGCACAGACUUCAACUGAUGAUCUGGCGGCUGAGCUCGAUAGUCUGAGCAUCGAUGUACUGUAA
Molecule: messenger RNA, 705 nt
Organism: Ustilago hordei
Lineage: Eukaryota; Fungi; Basidiomycota; Ustilaginomycetes; Ustilaginales; Ustilaginaceae
Exons: 2
Coding region: 1-705 (234 amino acids)
Biological process (GO): exon-exon junction complex disassembly
Cellular component (GO): exon-exon junction complex; cytoplasm
Molecular function (GO): RNA binding
Source: RefSeq, a predicted model, not a curated record